GUGUAGAUAUCUAUGUAAACGGAAAUCGGUAGUAACACUUGUAUAGGCUGUCUCUCCAGUUUGUCACGGCCGAAUUGGAGAUGGAUACGAGCCGCAUUCCAACUUUGGUGCAAAUGUGCAUCAAAUAUGUUUCUGAACAUAUGGAUGCACUUGAGAGUCAGGCCUGUGACUUGCCAGCUUCUCUUCUCAAAGACAUUCUGCCUCUUCUGAACAUUUUUUAUCUGGACAGAAUUGAAAGCGUCGCUCAGCAUAAAGGAAUCUGCACUUCAUCUGUUUGGGCUGCGAUAUUUAGAGAUUUGGAUCAGACUUGGCGUUGCAGAUCAAAGCCUGAUCAGGACUGGAAGCAGAAAUGCUUGGAAAGGCUCUUCCACACGGUCAUGUUCACGUAUGGGAGACAAGGGAAAAGCUAUCUCUCAAACCUGAGCGAUCGUUCUAUUCUUCUCAUGACUGCCAAGUAUGUCCAGACAUUUUCUCUCAUGGGAGCGAGUAGAAAUGUCUGCAGACUGGCUUCUCAGGAGAUGCAGCCAGUUCUGAGCGUUUUGGAGAAAGGGGUAAAGUGUCUUAAACUGCAGGAUGGCGUCCCCCUGCUUAAACAAGGCCGGACGCACAUGAUCUAUGUCGUACAUCGUCUCGUGGACCAUGGCUCUGUGAGAGAGGUUGUCCUGAGGAGGUGUCCCGAUCCCUUUCUGCUUACUUGGAUCACUCCAAGGUGUGGAGGACCUCAGAACGCUGAGCUAUCAGAUCCACUGUUCCAGAUGCACUCUAGUUCAGGAGAGGGUCGAUGUCUUUCUUUGGCGGAAUGGAGUUCCAGUGCUCAGAGUUGUCUGGCGUCUGAGUCCCACAGCUCGGAACACGGGUUCUCAGACUUCAGACUGUGUUUCAUGAACGAGGAGAAGCCGUCAACUCCGUACAAACGACGACGGAUAAGUCUGACCUCUAUGACGGAAGGGUCAGACGCGGAAAAUCCAUCUUCUUCCUUCGGCACUCCAGCCUGGCAACGCAGAGGCGACAGGUGCCGGUGUAAUCAGCUUGCACCGUCGUGUAGUCCUGCUUCACAAUGCCCUAAGGGACAGAUCCACUCUCUGGACUUUGAGGUGUCCAAAUGUGAAAUUCUUCACUCGGUUUCACGUUUCCUGCCUCUGUGGGUGUGCCUUCAUUCCCUCAAUCUGCAUAGUGAUUGGCUCAUUAAAGAUAACGAGAUGAUGGUGCUGAUUGACUCUCUGAGACAACUAUUUCGUAACCCCAGCUGCUCCCUCACUGAUUUAAGUGUCAGCCCCAUAUCCGAACAUCUCCCCGUUGUCCUCUUGAUGAAUGCCUGUCCCACAUUGAGAUGCCUUUCUCUGGAGAUCUGCCCCCCAGUUCAGGACACUAAAAUCAGAUGGAAACCUGGUCCAAAGGCACCUACUGACACAUUGUUUUCACUGGAGAGGUUGUCUGUAAAAUCUGGCAGCGUACCACUGAAUUUGGACAGCUUCCUGGCGGUGCUGAAAAGGUCUCCAAAACUCUCCUCUCUUCACUUGACGGGGAUCCAGCAAGCAAGUCUGUUACUCCUCACACUGUCAGAGUCAAAUCGUCUUCUGAAAGUGCUCAAGUUAGAAGACACUAACUUGGCUGACUGUCAACAAGAGAUUUGUAAUCUUCUUCAGCGCUCCAUGCUUGAAGAGCUGUCGUUGAGAGACUGCCGGCUUCUCGACAAAUGUGCUGAAAAAGAAGGUUUUCUCAAGCCGUUUGUGUCUGCACUGAAAGGGCUUCCCUUUCUACAGUCUCUGUCAUUAUCACAGAAUAGAAUAGCCAAGCAUGUUAUCGAGUUAGCUGAACUGUUCACCGGAAACUCCCCCAGUAACAUAACAAAACUGGACCUCAGCUCAAACUUCAUUCUCCCAGCUGAUCUUCUGGAGUUUGGAAAAUUGAUCGAAACCUGUCGCCCGUCACGUCGGCUCAGUUUGGAUCUGCGCUUAAACCCGCUCGAUCGGGACCCAGAGGUCAAAGGACGAGCCCUGAGAAAGCUUCUCCCCUACUGUAAUAUCUUAUCUGACAACUGGGACUCCAAAUCCACCAUGGCUGACCAUGUCAGUGUCAUGUGACCAGCCCUCUCACUGAAACAGGACUUACA
Chanos chanos (milkfish) is the source of this 2113-nucleotide messenger RNA. Its product is annotated as leucine-rich repeat-containing protein 41-like. The coding region runs from base 81 to 2084 and encodes 667 amino acids. NCBI's taxonomy places the organism in Eukaryota, Metazoa, Chordata, Actinopteri, Gonorynchiformes, Chanidae. The transcript is spliced from 10 exons. The record is from RefSeq and is a predicted model, not a curated record.